AUGGAGACCAACAAAGUCAGUCGUACUCUCAGGUAUCACACCAAGGUACGAUCCGGAUGUUUGACUUGCAAAAAACGGAAGGUAAAGUGCGAUGAGGCGAAACCGCACUAUCGUUGUUGCACAGGCUCAGGCCGGCGCUGCGAAGGCUAUCGUUCCGAUCGGACAACGCCGCCGAUCUCAGCGAUCUCCGUCCCGAGGAGAUGUUUCCAGUACUUCCAGUCGCAGGCAUGUAAGCCGCUGGGCGGUUACUUCCACUCCUCCUUCUGGGGACCUGAGGUGUUGCAGACGGCGGUCCACUACCCCUCUAUACGGCGCUUUACGCCGCUCACGCUACAACAAUGUAACCUCGCCAUCCGACAGCUCGCCAGCCUCGACCAAGCCCCCCUGGCUUCGGAAGAAGGGGUCACGUUCUGCACCCUCACUGCCUCGGUUCUUUCCAUCUACCUGGCGAGCAUCCGCGGCCGCUUCCUCGAGGCCUUCCAACAUGUCCGUUCCUCUCCCAAGAUCUUGCAGGAUUUUGAUCGCUCGACAUGCCACCAUCCUGAUGCCACAUGCCACCACGCGGGGCGCCAUCUUGCCAGGAGCGCAAGGCAGCAGUGGCUCGCCACCGGGAGCUCUGCUAGGCGCUCGAAAGUAGCCAGAACGCCCUGGAUUUCCUGGUGCAGGAGCUUUCUGAGUCCGGAGAUGGCGAGGGUCAAGUGA
Molecule: messenger RNA, 702 nt
Organism: Thermothelomyces thermophilus ATCC 42464
Lineage: Eukaryota; Fungi; Ascomycota; Sordariomycetes; Sordariales; Chaetomiaceae
Exons: 5
Coding region: 1-702 (233 amino acids)
Biological process (GO): regulation of DNA-templated transcription
Molecular function (GO): DNA-binding transcription factor activity, RNA polymerase II-specific; zinc ion binding
Source: RefSeq, a predicted model, not a curated record